AUGGAAGACCUAAAAGAUUCCACACUAACACCAGCAUCACCGUAUGAAAAUUCACAUUCUCCAACGUGCUUUGUCGAUGAAUACGACGAAAUUGAUGAUUUCAAUAAUGUAAAUCAUGACGAAGAUCAUCAUCAUGAACCUCCUCCUGUGAUUACUGCCUUUUCCUUUUCUCCAAAAAUACAAAAACCAUGUGUGAUCUUUGAUCCGAAUCCAAUUUGUGAUAAAAAAGAAGACCAAGCUCGCGUCACAGUGGCAACAAAACUGAACGAUCCUGUUGAAUCAUCUGAUGCAUUGAUCCACAAUAACAACAACAACAUUAAUACUCAUCAAGAAACUCCCACAAUGAUUGUGACUGAGAAUGAUCAUUCACAACACGCAAAUGUCAACCAUGUCGACAAUGAAAGUUUUUCAUCACACGAUGCACUGAAUCAAAAAUUGAAAUAUCAUGAUUUUUUGAUUGUUGAAUUGGGAGAAGACUAUGGAUUUAUGAAAAUGGCAUUACCAAGAGAACGAUAUGAACCAGUGUAUGAAAAUGUGAGAACUGGAAAGAUUCAUGUGUUAGGAAAGGGAGCCUUUGGAAUUGUUAUUGCAUGUUAUGACAAACAAAAUAACAACGCAAAGGUUGCUGUAAAGAAAUGUAUUAAUGCACUCAAUGUGGUUCCUUGGAAUAUUAUUCGAGAAGUUGAAUGUAUGAAACAUUUGAGAGGUCAUCGGAAUGUCAUUGAACUGAUUGAUGUGUAUAUUGAAUAUAAUUCAUUUGACAAGGAAUCGUCUGAUAUUUAUAUUGUGACAGAAUUGUGUGAAAAAACCUUGUGGGAAUAUUUAAACGAAAAAACAUUUCCUCAAACUCCAUUGUACGAACAUGAAGUCAAAAACUUUAUGAGUCAAUUACUGUCAUGCUGUGUAUAUAUGCACAGUGCAUCUAUUAUUCACAGAGAUAUCAAACCAGAGAAUUUGCUCAUGAAAGGAGAAAUUCUGAAAUUAAUUGAUUGGGGAAGUGCAACCAUGUGCAAAGAACAACAGACGGUCGAACAUUUGGAAUCAGUUUAUGUUGUUACAAAAUGUUAUCGACCACCAGAAGUGGUGUUGACAUCGGAAGAACAAUCACCUGCCAUUGAUGUGUGGUCCAUUGGAUGUGUUUUUGCAGAAUUAUUAUUUCUACUGGAAGAUCCUCCCUCAAGACAACCCUUAUUCUAUGUGAAAAAUCCUGGUGUGGUGGGAACGAGAGAGCACUUGAUGAAAAUUGUUGCAAUAUGUGGCAAACCUUCACCUCAGGAUAUGCUUGGUUCUCUGAAAGGAAAAGAAUACUUUCAAACGUUGCUCAACAAGACCAAUCAACCAAAAAUUCCUUUGGACGCAAUUUUUGCAAAUGCCUCUCCUGAAGCUCUUGAUUUAUUAAGCAAAUUACUGACAUUUAAUCCUGCAAAGAGAAUUACUCCUGAAGUAGCAUUGAGACAUCCAUACCUGAAAGGAAAUCGAUACAUUGAUACCAAUAAUUGUGAUGAAGAGUUUCAAAUUAAGCUCUUGUUGGAUAAUAUCACGAUUGUAGAUCGCAAAGAAUCUGAUCGUUGGAAGCUGCCACAAUGGAAGAAAUGUUUCAAAGAGUUGCUUGUCGAGUGGGGUAAUGAAUUAGCUCCAAUUAAUAAAACAGAGGACAACUGA
Molecule: messenger RNA, 1662 nt
Organism: Naegleria fowleri
Lineage: Eukaryota; Heterolobosea; Eutetramitea; Acrasida; Naegleriidae
Exons: 3
Coding region: 1-1662 (553 amino acids)
Biological process (GO): intracellular signal transduction; protein phosphorylation
Cellular component (GO): cytoplasm; nucleus
Molecular function (GO): MAP kinase activity; ATP binding
Source: RefSeq, a predicted model, not a curated record